Molecule: messenger RNA, 2040 nt
Organism: Ostreobium quekettii
Lineage: Eukaryota; Viridiplantae; Chlorophyta; Ulvophyceae; Bryopsidales; Ostreobiaceae
Source: the annotation of a GenBank genome assembly
AUGGCGCACAGGGGGCGGGAGGAGGCGGUGGAGGAUUGCGAGUGCUCCUUGCACGCUUGCGGCAGCGCAUUCCGAGACAGCCAUGAGUGCCGGAAGGAGCUGGGGACGGCGCCGGCGUGCGGAAACUGCACCGGGCAGAAGCUGGACUUCGACAACAGUUUUGUUUUGACACCGCCUGGCACAAACAUCGAUGCCAUGGGAUCUGGGGUGAAAGAUUCCAUCUGCACCUUCAGGAAAUUGGAUUCUGUGUUCCUGACUGCCAACGUCCACAGCGAAUCGGGCGGGCGAGCGUGGACAUAUGUGGCCACGACAGAUGGAGUUAUGAGGAGCUGGCCGGGCCGCGCAAGGGAGCGCGGCGAUGGGGUCAACGUGGAAGACGCCGACGAGGGGCUCGGGUCGUGCAAGAUAUACGAUCCACGCACUCGACCGUGGUACGGGGCUGCAACCAGUGGCCCAAAGGAUGUGGUUGUGUUGAUCGACACAUCACGCACCAUGCUGGAACCGGACAAUCCGUUUGUGGAGGGCUCCGCAACGCGGUGGGACAACGCAAGGGCGGCGCUGCUGAAUCUGUUGGACACUUUCAGCCUGACGGACCACGUCAACGUGGUGGAAUUCAGCGAUGCUGCCUUUCCCAUCGUCCCAGGUGGCCUGGUACCAGCCACGAACGAGAACGUCGAACAAAUUAAGGAGGCUCUGGAGAUCAUACGGCCACAGGGCGACAAGGACUUCCGGGUGGGCUUGGACGCGGCCUUUGACGUGCUCAUUAAAGCUUCAAAAACAGCAGACGACGACAAACCUCGCACCGCGAAUUGCCAAAAGGUGAUCAUCUUUCUCACAGACGGACAUGACUGCACCACGACGGCGCAGAAUUGCACAAUGAACACGCCAGAGAGCUCUCCUCCUGUUGAUGCUGUGCAUGACUUCGUCGCGAAGCAGCAAGACAAGUUGGAGGCGGCCGGAAGCGAGCGAGCGCACAUCUUUCCAGUGUCGUUUGGACUCGAUGGAGACGACAAAAUCCCAAAACAACUUGCUUGCGCCAACGAGGGGGUUUGGGGAAGAAUAAUGUCCGGCGACGACCCCCUCGUGGUGCUGCACGCCUACACCUCGUACCUGGCCUCCAGGCGGCGGGACGCGGGUGUCGUCUGGACCCGGCAGUACGCCGACGAAUUCGGUCUUGGGCCUGUGUUCACCGCCGCAAAGCCCAUCCACGGCCCCAGGACUUCCAGGGGGGAGGGGGGCGCCCUGUUGGGCGUGGCGGGACACGACGUGCGGGUCGAGGACUUCCAGGCGCUGUCCCCCAAGUUCGAGGGGGUCGUGCAGAGGCUGGAAACGCGCAGGACGCAGUGCAACGACACGAACUUCAGCGCCUGCGAGCUGCCGAUACUGCGAGGCCGCAGUGGCGAGUGCCCCGAGGACUUCAUGAGUAGCAUGUGCUACUACUUCGACAAGACGGACAGCUUCUACAUUGCGCCCGACACACCCCUGCUGCCCUACGACAAGGCCGACGUCUUCUGCCAGAGCCUGGGCGGCAAACUGGCGGAGAUGCAGGACACUGGAGAGGAGGAACUCGUCACGGGCCUGGCGUCGAACUCGGGCUCGUGGAUUGGCCUCAGGCGAGAUGGCAACUUCGUGUGGAGGUGGGCCAGCAGCGGCGUGGAGGUGGAGCCCACCUCGGAGCUGUGGGCGUUCACAAGGGGCCUGAACGACGCCGGCAAGGCCUGCGGCAGCGUGGACAGGCGGGGCGUGCGGCACAGCGUGGAGCCGGCGGACUGCACCACCGAGGCGCGCUUCAUCUGCGAGUUUGCGGCCGAGGCGGAGCCGGAUGUGUGCACGCGGGAGUCCGACCUGGUCAGAGUUGACAAGGACUAUGAAUACGCUGUGCGUCCGCUGUCCACGUGCAAAACGGAAGACGAGGCCCUCCUGGUGGUGACGGAGGCCACGGCGGCCGCGGAGUUGCUUCCCCCAGAUCGGGUGGUAUGCCCCCUCGGAGAGCCGGCAACGACAUUCAAGCUGCAGUGUUGCGCUGAGUGCCCACCAUGA